Molecule: messenger RNA, 3597 nt
Organism: Exophiala xenobiotica
Lineage: Eukaryota; Fungi; Ascomycota; Eurotiomycetes; Chaetothyriales; Herpotrichiellaceae
Exons: 3
Coding region: 529-2682 (717 amino acids)
Biological process (GO): regulation of DNA-templated transcription
Molecular function (GO): zinc ion binding; DNA-binding transcription factor activity, RNA polymerase II-specific
Source: RefSeq, a predicted model, not a curated record
GAAUGCUCUUGCUAUCUCUGCUGUGUUCAGAUUUCGUCGUUCCUUGGCUGGAUCCUCCCGUGGACCGCUCUGUUCUUCAGGCACGGCUAAGCCCUACUCCACUAGAGCAAUGGAGUCGCCUCAAAAGAUUUCCUCCAAAGCUGAGGUUUCUGCUCGGGUCACCCGUGUUAUUCAACAAACAUUCGUCCAUUCUGCCGGGGUUCCUUGAGCCGCCCGAAGCCACCCAGCUACAUGGUUCCAGGGGGAUACUGGUAGCUGCACCGUGCUGCAUUCGCGCGCAGCAUCACGACACAGGAGGCGCUUUCCCUUCGCCUAAUCUGACCUAGGAUGGUCCUCGGUGCUCGCGACUCGACCUUUUCGAACCUGCCCCCAAACCCGAAUGCAUCAUACAGCUCCACACGUCUUUUACUUUGAAGUCUGGCGCUCUCGCUUCUGCUGUCGUCGUGAUACAACAGCUUCGAUGCGACGGUUGUCAUAUUAGUCUCCUUACCCAAGCCAGAUCCCUCAACUUGUACGCCUGAGACAGACAUGACAACGAAUCCUAAGGCGGCGAGCAGCCGUGUCGGUACGUUGGCAAAGACAGCAUGUGUGGCGUGUCGACGUCUUAAGAUGAAAUGCGUGGGAGCACAGAACCCUCCGUGUGCACGAUGCGCGAAAGUCGGGCGCAAAUGUGUUGUGCCGCCGGUGAUGAUACAUCAGCAGACAAUCACACCUUACAACUCGACAGACGACAUGAUAGCUUUGGCAAAUCAACAAGAGCCAAGGCCAACGGUAUAUCCUCUUACACCAAUUCUCGAUUCCCGCCGGGAAGAUGUUCAACAGCAGCCUUGGGGUCAGAAUCAUGCUUAUUCGAAGUUCGUGCCUAACACUGUCACGCCUCUUCAGCAAACCAGCAGUCUGGACAUGCCCUUCAUGAAUAUUGCUAGCUCAAAGCCGGUGUGGACUGCUCCUCAACGGCCUCCUAUGUCGGCCAUUCCUCACAGCUAUAGCCACAGCUCGCUCACAUCACUGGACGUUGCAGGUGCCAAUGGCCAAUAUAUGCAGCCUCCCCUUUCAGCGAGCGAGGUCAAUAUCUCGAGUGUUAGCGUGCCAGCGACGCCGCUUUCGCAUGGUCGCACAUCGUCCGGAUCACCAAAAUCACGAAGGCUCCCCAGUGAUGAAGAAUUAUCGCACCUAUGUCGAUUCUUCAUCAUAAAUUUGUUGAUCCACAUUCCCGUCGUCACUGAGGCAGAUGUCGGUGACUACCAGGAUAUGGUGGAGAAGAACAAAAGACCGCUGGCAAACUGCAUGGCGUAUGUCGCCGCACGCUUCGUCCCUGGUUGCCGGUCAAUACGGGCUAAGCUGACUCCACAAAUUCUGUCCAUGUUGAAACUUCGUUUCGCUGCUCCAGACCGGAACGACGAUGAGCGAUUGAUGCUCCUGCAAUCUUUUGCCAUCCUGUACACUUGGGCAACGCCGCAGGACGUCGAGGUAGACAUGAACACUGACGAUACGGAUUUCGAGCUGAGACGGGAUGUCCUGAGAUCCUCGAUGGAGAUGCUUGCCCUACGCUAUUCGGUGCACAGAGCUGGCGAGGAUGUUGUCCGUCUGCUCCAUCAUGAUCCCAACGAUAUCCGCCAGAGCUUCGCCUUGCGCAAAUACUGCUACUGGCUGUGGCUCUUCAGCAGUGCUCAUUUUCAGUCACUGCUGUCACGCACGCCUCCAACUCUUCGUGAAGAUGCAAGCAUCAGAUGGGCCAAUCAACACCUUGAGCAGUAUGUGAUGAAUGAUGAAAACGUCCGCCGUAUCUUGGCGGAUGUGAGCCUGAGUCUGCUCUGGUCUCGCAGCAGCGCCAGUGAGCCCGACAUUGGCGAAUGGUGGUGUUCUAUCUCAAAUGAAACCGACGCCAACUUCUCGUUGGGCGUACUCAAUAGCUUGGACGAUCGUCUCAACCACUGGCAAAGAAGGUGGCUCCGACAUCAGCAACGACAGCCCAGCACAGAAUUCGCUUCCGACCCGGCCACGAGCAGCUGGAUCGACUUCUACCAGCGCUUCACUCGCUUCUGCAUCAGCACCCACGCCACCAAGCUAUUGCAGUCCUCGGCCAUGGCCGACACGCCGCCACUGCCGGCUGCAAACCUGAUCACGCAGUCGGUCGAGCGAGCUUCGACCUUCUGCCGCCUUUUUGUAGGAUUGACCCCGCUGGUCAAGUCAUCCAUCCGGUUCGCGCCGGAGUCCACCUUCGCCAUGGUCGCGUUCGCCUGCAAGUGGAUCAUCCGGGCCCAAAGGUUCUGUUCGAGCUUGGAUUGCGUCAAGCCUAAUGACCUGAAUGUAGUCCAGGGGCUGGCGGAGCUCAUGGUCGAUCUGGGCAUCGACAACAAGCACAGCGCCCGGGUCUACGGGGAGAACAUUCUAGCGAAAUUGCAAGCGGCCAUGAGACAGCAGCCUAAGUCGGCCUCGUGGAACACUACGCAUCAGGAGCAGCCUUGGGCCACUCCUGGCCCCAUGGGGUCGCGGAACCUAAUUGAGUCCGUCACCGCGAUGGACGGGGUAUGGCCGAUGCGCAAUUCGCCUAUCCAGCGUCCACAGUCGACCGGACCGUAUUUGGGUUUAGCUAUAGCAUCCAGCGACGGCAGCGAAGUCUUCCCCAACUAUCACAACGGCCCCGACUUUUUCCACUUCGAUCCUUCCUGGUCUAUUUAACUCAGGGCGCCAUGAGUCCGGUGAUUAGGGCACAACUUGAAAAUUCUGAAACCGCCGCUUUAGAUCGGGCGGCCUACGGGCGCCAUCAUAUUGUUUAGGCUCAUCGCCUCGAUGGGACUCCCACUUGCAAGAGGGGCAAGGCCUACAAGCGCGCCGACGGCUGCCGGGGACCAUCUGGGAAGUCCUCAGUGCCCAGAAAUCGCCGGCAGCAAGGUUUACAUCCACAUGUCCGCCAAAACGAAACGCAGACAGAACAAACCUCUCUCAAGCAAUCUGAAGCCGCCACCGCUUUCAAAGCUCCAUAGUACAGAGUUACAGGUGUCCCACCAGACUUGCAGGAGACGGCCACGGGCGCAUAGGCAACUAAUGACGAGCGCCAACGUACGGACGAGGGCCUUAAGUACUGAUGAGUACCUCUGAGCCCGUGUCGGUGGGCAAGCUACGCGCCUGAAGCAUGGCAGCUUAUGAUUACCUCAGCAAUUUCGGUAUACUUACCGGCUAUAUCAUUUGCGAGAGGCAUGCUUGUGGUCGCUAGGAACGGUUGGCAAGACAGCAAACCUUCAUGGGCGACGUUGUCAGCAGUAGCAUUGUCGACCAAGCAGCACGUGCUGGGGUGGUGCUUAGGCCGCUCGGGGUGUGACAAGCUGGAGAACUCCCGCCCUGGAGGGUGGAAGCAAGCUCUGGAGAUGGACGCAAUUGAGCAGUUAGUAGUUGGGCGGAUGGGCAUGAAUGGGGGAGGACCCAGUGCGAAUGUCUCUGUCACAGUCAGUUCAGGCCAGCCAGGCAUGGGCGAGCCAGUUUGUCCCAACAAAACGUCGGGAGCUUUGGCAAUGGCCGCGAAGGAGCUGCUUCUUCCAGUACAUACAUUGUAACGGCUUUGUUGCUUUGUUGGGGGUAUACCAUCGUCGAUCGGCC